Molecule: messenger RNA, 561 nt
Organism: Phytophthora sojae
Lineage: Eukaryota; Oomycota; Peronosporomycetes; Peronosporales; Peronosporaceae
Exons: 1
Coding region: 1-561 (186 amino acids)
Source: RefSeq, a predicted model, not a curated record
AUGAUACAAUUGGUGCGUGAAUACACUGGAAGUGAGGAUGUGCUGGUUAUUCUGGAGCAAGGUUGGGCAAGGCGACCCGCCAAAGGAUGCAUGUACGGAGCCAAUUACGUUGCCUUCUAUAAAGCCGAUAUCGCGCGUCUCUUUCAACAAGGUGUGGCGAAUAAGUCUGACAAACUCGGUCCUAGAAGGAUGCUCGAGUCUAUACAGGAGAAGUAUCCCUGGCGGUUCGAUUUUCCCAGCAGCAGUCAAAUUCGAGCCGAAAUUUCCAAAUUGAUGAAAGCCCAAAAAGAAACCGUGCACCAGGAGGACUCGCAAAAUCCCGUUCGAAAUGCAUCAGGAUCGUCCGCUGAGGGGAAUCCGCCUGGGAAGCGGAGCUCAAAGCGUAAAAUCAUGGAUAGUACCUACGUAACAUUCAUCAACCGGCUUAUGGACUCCUAUCCAGAUCUUCUUGCCGCUCAAGCAAUACAACACUUUCGUACUGCGUUCCCUCAAGCCCAAUCAGUCGAAGAUGCAACCAUUAGAAACCGAGUCAACCGCAUCAAGCGCCAGAAAACUGGAUGA